AUGCUCCCAAAUAGUGACACCACUCCAUUCCUGACCUUGUGGGCUUUUGACUACAAUGAAACUUGCAAUGUAACUUGGUGGGCACCUUCAUACACAUCGAAAGUAGUGAUGUGGAAAGUUUCAGCUCAAUCAGAUGACUGUGAGCAAUCUGGCAGCACUUCCAGUCUGACACCAUCAUAUCUAUACCAUCAUGCCAAAAACCACCCCAGAGAGGUGCUGAUUGGCACUCUUUCACAUCCAAAAUGGGGAAUCUACCCAUUCAGUUGCCAAGCAACUUGUCAAAGGGGGGCCAGCCAAGAAAACUCCAGCCUUGUCAUGUUCACUUCCUGGACCACUAUUUCGAGCUCAAUUCAACCUCCAUGGUCAGGAAAGCAUGUCAUGCACUGCAGGAGACAUUUCAAGUCAAAGCAUGCCCAACCACAGUUAGUGAAAAAACCAAAGCUACUCAAGAGACAUUACAAAGCCCAUCACAAAUUUGCUAAUGAGCACAAGGACAUGACUGUUGAGGAUUGGAAGAAUGUGGUAUGGUCUGAUGAGAUGAAGUUCAACUUCUUUGGACCAGAUGGUAAGCAGUUCUGUUGGAUUAAGAAUGCUGGCUUCAACAGCAAGCUUGUCAGGCCAAUGGUCAAGUUUGGCAGUGGCUCCAUCAUGAUCUGGGGCUGUAUGAUGUGGGAAGGGGUGGGAGAUUUGCAGCUUCAGCAUGCAUACACUGACAUCACAUUUCAGCAAGACAAUGACCCAAAACACAUGUCAAAGAAGACAACAACAUGGUUGGAAAGCAAUAGCAUUAAGGUUAUGCAAUGGCUGGUGCAGUCACCAGACUUAAACCUGAUUGAACACCUCUGGCACCAUCUCAAAAUGCAACUUUCACAGUAUAGUACAAUUGCAAAGUCCAGGGAUGAACUGCUCAAGAGAUGUGAAGCUGAAUGGACAGCAAUCACUCCAGAGACAUGUAGGAUGCUAAUAGAGAGUAUGCCAGACCACAACAAGGUGGUUCUGAAGGCCAAAGGAGGGAAUAUGAAGUACUAA
Messenger RNA from Ustilago hordei, 1029 nucleotides. RefSeq lists its product as uncharacterized. The coding region runs from base 1 to 1029 and encodes 342 amino acids. The transcript has 4 exons. Gene Ontology annotation, molecular function: nucleic acid binding. NCBI's taxonomy places the organism in Eukaryota, Fungi, Basidiomycota, Ustilaginomycetes, Ustilaginales, Ustilaginaceae. The record is from RefSeq and is a predicted model, not a curated record.